AUGACCGAUAUCAAUACUGCCCGUCGGCAUAUCACCGAACUGCUACAAAGUCGACCCUUGGUAGCUGUUUGCACAGGCGCAACAGGAGGCUUGGGGCGCUUUACACUCGAAGCCCUCGCAAUGCACCAUGGCAAGAUCGGCACAGGUCUACGAGUCUAUGUUGUCGGACGGAACCUCGAGUCAGCAGACGUCUUGUUCGCCAAACUACGGAAGUCUUGCCCGGACGGAGACUUUCGGUUUGUUCAAGUGAGCGACCUUGCUCUCGUUUCAGAGAUCGACCAGGCAUGCGACGAAAUAACCCAGUCCGAGACUGCCGCAUCUGGUGGCCAUAAACCACGCAUCGACAUGCUCUUUAUGAGUCAGGGGACACUCGAUUUCAAGCCAUGGACAGGGACCAAGGAAGGACUCGAAUGGCACAUGUCGUUGUUAUACUUUUCGAGGAUGAAAACAAUCCUCAACCUCAUGCCUUUAUUACUCAAUGCUCCGGCUGCGGCGCACGUGGUUUCAGUGUUUGCGGGCGGCAUGGAAGGCGAAACCUUUAAUCCAGAUGAUCUGAUGGUCAGAAAACCGGGCCGGUUUGGUGUGACAUCCACAAGACAUCAUGUGGUGUACAUGAAGACACUGUUUUUCGAGUAUCUCGCCCGAGAACAUCCCGGUAAGAUAUCCUUGGUUCACGUCUUUCCAGGAUUUGUCUUGACAGACGGCCUCAGGUUUCUGCCCAAAUGGAUGCAACUAACAUACUAUGUAUUUUAUCCACUUCUGAAGGUGAUGACUACACCCGGUCCGGAGGUGGGUGAGAGAAUUUUGUUCCUGACUUCACCUGUGCGUUUUCCGGCUUCCCAUGAAAGUGAUGACCAUCAAGGGUCAGAAGAUGUGGGAGCCACAUUUCCACAUACAGGCAAACAAUCGGGAACAAAGUUGGCGAUAGCGAUGGGGACAGAUCUGGAAAUCGGUAGUGGUGCAUACGCUGUUAGCAUCACUGGGGAGGCAGCAGAUGCUAAGAAAAUGCACAGAGCUUACGACAAAUACGACAAGGACGAGCUGCGCAGAAAGAUCGUGACCUAUACUCUGCGAGCGUUUGAGGAAAUCAAGGCAGGCAGAGUCUUCGAGGAUUGA
Messenger RNA from Exophiala viscosa, 1116 nucleotides. RefSeq lists its product as uncharacterized. Bases 1 to 1116 code for a protein of 371 amino acids. The record is from RefSeq and is a predicted model, not a curated record. The transcript has a single exon. NCBI's taxonomy places the organism in Eukaryota, Fungi, Ascomycota, Eurotiomycetes, Chaetothyriales, Herpotrichiellaceae.